Messenger RNA from Pungitius pungitius (ninespine stickleback), 2747 nucleotides. RefSeq names its product PMS1 homolog 2, mismatch repair system component (gene pms2). Gene Ontology annotation, molecular function: ATP binding; ATP hydrolysis activity; mismatched DNA binding. Bases 127 to 2631 code for a protein of 834 amino acids. Gene Ontology annotation, cellular component: MutLalpha complex. NCBI's taxonomy places the organism in Eukaryota, Metazoa, Chordata, Actinopteri, Perciformes, Gasterosteidae. The transcript has 15 exons. Gene Ontology annotation, biological process: mismatch repair. The record is from RefSeq and is a predicted model, not a curated record.
UGACGACACGGGCAGUGCGCGCGGCACAGCUCCAAUGAAAACAAAGCAGCAAUAUUUGUAUUCUGUGUUUCAGAUGAAGUCACGUUUCAUACCUUUGAAUGAAUUCCUCCCUUUUAGUCCUUGAAGAUGUCUGAUGCUUGCUCUGAACCUGCAGGAGCCAUAAAGGCCAUCGACAAGCACUCGGUGCAUCAGAUCUGCUCGGGACAGGUGGUGCUGACUUUGGCCACUGCUGUGAAAGAGCUGGUGGAGAACAGCAUCGACGCAGGUGCUACUAGUGUUGACGUCCGGCUGAAGGAGUACGGAGCUGAACUCGUGGAAGUGUCGGACAACGGCAAAGGGGUCGAGGAGGCCAACUUUGAAGGACUGACGUUGAAGCAUCACACGUCGAAGCUGAGGGACUUCUCUGAUCUCAUCCGCGUGGAAACGUUUGGCUUCAGAGGGGAAGCCCUCAGCUCCUUGUGCGCUCUGAGCGUCCUCGGUGUGGUGACGUGCCACGAGUCCAGCCAGGUGGGCACCAAGCUGGCGUUUGACCACAAAGGCCACCUGGUGCAGCAGUGCCCCCACCCCCGACAGCAAGGCACCACAGUCAGCCUGCAGCAGCUCUUCUGCACGCUGCCCGUUCGACACAAGGAGUUCCAGCGCAAUAUUAAGAAGGAGUAUGCCAAAAUGAUCCAUGUCCUGCAGGCCUACUGUAUCAUCUCUACUGGAGUGCGCAUCACCUGCUCCAACCAAACCAUGCAGGGAAAGCGCAGCACAGUCCUCAGCACCACCGGCAGCCCGAGUAUGAGGGACAACAUCGGGGCCAUAUUUGGACCAAAACAGAUACAGAGUCUUAUGCCUUUUCAGCAAGUGUCUCCUGCAGAGAAUGUUAUUGAAGAAUACGGACUCAAAGAUGCAGAUCUACCCAAGCAGCCUUUUAGCAUGGCGGGGUUCGUGUCCCGAGGAGACCACGGUGUUGGGAGAAGUGCCACCGACAGGCAGUUCUUUUUCAUUAACAGCCGGCCUUGUGAUCCUCUGAAGGUGACUAAACUUGUGAAUGAAGUGUAUCACACGUACAACCGACACCAAUAUCCAUUUGUCGCCUUGAACAUAAUUGUUGCCUCUGAGUGUGUGGACGUGAACGUGACACCCGACAAACGGCAGAUCUUCCUUCAGGAGGAGAAACUCCUGCUGGCUACUGUGAAGACCUCCUUGAUCGCCAUGUACGAGGCUGGCGUCAAUAAGAUCAGCCUGAACUUUACACCCAUUCCCAGAACCAAUGACCACUGUCCUGCUGUCCCGUCCAAACCCGGCGAGCACGCGGCAGCAGCACCUCGCAGCUCAAAGUCGUCCCUGAACCUGGCCGCCCUGAAAGCCGCUUUCUCAAGUCCUCACGCCUCCAGUUGUGGGAACGCGGCUAACGCUGCGGCCGGCGGCCCUGCACAGAAGACACUACGGUCCUUUUUCAAGCACAGCGGCAAAGCUCCUCUCCGCCUCCCAGCUGUCGCAUCUCCUUCAAGACCUGCGACAGCCCCCCCCGGGAGCCCCCCGGCGGGGGGGGGCGAGCCGGACGGGUUCCGGUACGGAAGGAUGUCGUGCAGCGGUGACGGGUCAGAAAAAGACGGCGCCUCGUCAGAUUGCGACGUUGCUGCGGCGACGCCGCCUGACGCUCGGCGCUCCGGCCCGGAGGCCCGCUGCCCCGGGCCGACCGACGCCGUGAAAAGAGAAACGUCGGCGAGCCCCGAGCCCCCGCGGGUCCCGACCCAGCAGGGCGCUUCCAACGAGGGCCGCGCGGCGAGCCCGGACGCCAAGAGGACCCGGACAGACGAGCGGCGCCCCCCGGCCGGACACGAGGCCGACACUAACCCGGCGGUGGACGCUCCGGUGUUCCUGCAGAAAAGGUCGGUGCCCCUCCAGUUCUCCUUGCAGGAGCUGGCGGGGAGGGUGAAGCGGCUGCAGGAGCUGCAGAGACAGCGGGCCGGCGAUGACCUGCGCUAUCGGCGCUUCAGGGCCAAGAUCGACCCCGGAGAGAACCAGAGUGCAGAGGCGGAGCUUAGUAAAGAGAUCAGUAAAGACAUGUUCAAAGAGAUGGAGAUCAUCGGCCAGUUCAACCUGGGCUUCAUCAUCGCCAAACUCAACGCCGACAUCUUCAUGAUCGACCAGCACGCCACGGAUGAGAAGUACAACUUUGAGAUGCUGCAGCAGCACACGGUGCUGCAGGGACAGAGACUCAUCCUUCCUCAGAAGCUCCACCUUCCCGCCGUCAGUGAAAACGUACUCCUAGAGAACAUGGAGAUCUUCCAAAAAAACGGCUUUGAAUUCCUUGUGGAUGAGGACGCUCAGGUGAUGGAGAGAGUUAAGCUGGUGUCUCUGCCCACCAGUAAAAACUGGACUUUUGGCCCGGCCGACAUCGAAGAGCUGAUCUUCAUGUUGAGUGACAGCCCGGGGGUCAUGUGUCGACCGUCCCGCGUCAGGCAGAUGUUUGCCUCCCGAGCUUGUCGAAAAUCGGUGAUGAUUGGCACUGCCCUGAAUGUAGCUGAGAUGAAGAAGCUCCUGGUCCACAUGGGGGAGAUCGACCAUCCGUGGAACUGUCCUCACGGGAGGCCCACCAUGAGACACCUCGCCAACCUGGACAUCAUCUCACAAGAAUAACCAUGCCGCGAGAAAUACUGUGUUGUUGUUAUUGCUCCAAUUUAACUUGUAUUUGCAUUCUAAAUAAAUAAAUAUUUUUACAUUUUAACACCCACUGAAUGGUGUAAAUAAACCGU